AUGGAUAGCGAGCACCAACCUUUGGCAACAUCAACAUCUGAGUUAUACAGCCAGGAUGCACCAACCACCAGUGGUGCAGCCUUCAGCCAUGAAUCCAUGGAUGUGACAGGAAAAUCCAUGAAGGAGGCCACACCUUGGUAUAUUCCACCCAAGCGUUAUAUCAUUGCUCUCAUGGCUUUCUUGGGUUUUGCAAAUCUCUACUCAUUGAGGGUUAACUUGAGUGUGGCACUUGUUGCAAUGACCACCAACAGAACUUUCAGUUUCAAUGACACAGUAUACAAUUCUGGUCCAGACUUUAAAUGGAAUGCAUACAUGAAGGGUCAAAUACUUGCUAGCUUCUUCUAUGGCUACAUUGUCACACAGUUGCCUGGUGGUUUCCUGGCCAACCGCUAUGGUGGAAAGUAUUUUUUUGGCAUAGGAAUCUUUGCUACAGCACUCUUGACCCUUCUGACCCCUCUGCUGACCACAUGGAGCCCAUACAUGCUGAUUGCUUGCCGAGUUUUUGAGGGGUUAUUUGAGGGAGUAACCUACCCAGCCAUUCAUGCCAUCUGGUCUAAAUGGGCCCCACCAGCAGAAAGAACCAAGUUGGCAACAUUUGGGUUUUCAGGUUCCUACUUUGGGACAGUAGUCUCCCUGGUCAUCUCAGGAUCACUGGCAGAAAGUUCAGCAGAAUGGCAGUCAAUCUUUUAUGUGUUUGGUUCCUUGGCUGUUAUCUGGUUUCUGCUCUGGGUCAUCUUGGUCACUGAAAGCCCUGCAGGCCAUCCAGGCAUCUCCAAUGCUGAGCUCGACUACAUUCAAAACUCCAUCGGAUACACCGAUGAACAGACAAAGCGCAUCCAUCCACCAUUGCUGCAGAUGUUGAAGUCAGCUCCAGUGUGGGCCAUUGCUGUGGCUCAUUUUGUGGAAAACUGGGGCUUCUACACCUGGCUUACAGAACUGCCAACCUUCAUGACUCACGUGCUCAAGUUUCACAUGAAUGAGGGUGGUUUUCUCUCAGCACUGCCGUAUCUCAUCAUGGGGAUUGUGGUUUUCAUGGGAGGCUAUUUUGCUGAUGUUCUCCGUGCUUCAUUCGGUGUACCUACUAUAGUCGUUCGCAAAAUCUUUACAUGUGGUGCAUUUGCCAUCCAAGCCAUCUUCAUGGUUGCCGCGGGGUAUGUCAUGACCCGCGCUGCAGCGGUCAUCUGUCUGACGGUUGCUGUUGGGAUCGGCGGGUUUGCCUGGGCCGGGUUCAGCGUCAACCACCUGGACAUUGCUCCACAGUUUGCCAGCAUUUUGAUGGGGUUGUCCAACACCUUUGCCACCCUUCCAGGCAUCAUCAGCCCUGGGUUGACAAGUGUCAUUGUCACUGAUCAGGAUUCCCCGAAUGACUGGCAGAUUGUUUUCUACCUGACAGCCUGUAUCUAUGCAGUUGGGACCAUAGUGUACGGUAUACUUGCUGAAGGCAAGGUGCAGGACUGGGCACAGAUUCCCAUGGGUUACCGUUCUUAUAAUGAAGACCCGGAGACCCAGUAA
Molecule: messenger RNA, 1512 nt
Organism: Candidula unifasciata
Lineage: Eukaryota; Metazoa; Mollusca; Gastropoda; Stylommatophora; Geomitridae
Source: the annotation of a GenBank genome assembly